AGCCCCGCAGGGCAGCUCGCGCCCGGCGGCCCCAUCCGGCGAGGGCCUGGGGCGCCCCCCCGCCCGGUACCAGCGCCGGGCACACCCCCUCCCGCCCCCGGCACUAGCGGAGAGGCGGCUCCGCUCUCACAACAGCGGCGCCCGGGAGCUGAACGCCGUCGCCGGGGAUUGCGGUGCCAGAGGCGGGGUUCGCGGCUAGAGGAGCCGGGCCGGGCGCCGCACCAUGCUGCCCCCGCUCUCCCCGCGCCCGUCCGCCUAAGGGCGGGGAGCCCGCGCCAGCUCCCGGUGCUGCCAUGCUGCCGGCGCUCCGCUAGGCGAGCCCGGCUCCAACCUCACGGGCAGGGAUCGCGGCGCCUCACCCCGGGCGGCGGCACCAUGAGGAACGGCGAGGACCUGGAAGGCUUCGAUGGCGAAGCGUCCAGCACCUCCAUGAUCUCCGGGGCCAGCAGCCCCUACCAGCCCACCACCGAGCCCGUCAGCCAGCGCCACGGGCUGGGCGGCCUCCGCUGCGACCUGGACUAUCUGCGGGGCGCUCUCGGCAAGAUCAAGAUCACCGAAGUGGUUUUGGCACUGAUUGCAUUCAUCUGCAUAGAGACCAUCAUGGAAUGCUCCCCUUGCGAAGGCCUUUAUUUCUUUGAGUUUGUGAGCUGUAGUGCAUUUGUAGUUACUGGAGCUUUAUUGCUUAUGUUCAGUCUAAAUCUUCACACAAGAAUACCACAGAUCAACUGGAAUCUUACAGAUCUUGUCAACACUGGACUCAGCACUUUCUUCUUUUUCAUUGCAUCUGUAGUACUUGCUGCUUUGAACCAUAAAACUGGAGCAGAAAUUGCUGCUGUGAUAUUUGGUUUCUUGGCGAUGAUAGUGUAUGCUGUGAAUAUGUAUUUAGCUGUUAAAAAAUGGCGAAUGAACAGCAGACAGCAGAACAGCCGGCAGACAAGUGAUUACAUUCGUGCUCGGACAGAAUCAAGAGAAGUAGAUCACCGCCCUGAGAUUCAGCGUCUGGAUGCGUGAAAACUACAGCUGAGUGGGACUGCAAAGAGGGGAUAGAAAACAGCAACUUUUUAUUUUGCUUCAUCAAGUGAAGUUUAUAUAGUUUGAAGUUUUCAUUUUUUAGGAAGAGUCGUGGCAGAGAUAAGCUGACCAUUUAUAUGUACAGAGAGAGAAAUUGAUCUACAUUUAUUCAGAAGCUGUUGGCUUGGAGGCUAUAAUUAUUGGCCAUUCAAAAGCACGAUCUAUAUACAAUGAUUACAUAUAUCUGAUGUAUGUUAAUAUUUUAGAUUAAACACCUGUAUAGUACUUCUUUCUAGGUACCAGCUCUAGAGAGACUUGCGCACAUUGCCACUAUUUCAUCACCCAGUAGGAAUGUUAUGAUCAACACUAUAUUCUGUUAAAAGAAAGGAAAUAUUCCAAAACUUAAGUACAUUUUAUUGCAUAUGAAAAGAAAGUGAGGGACAAAUAGCAAUAACAUAAACCAGCUUUAGUGUACACCAACAUUUAAUACACUUCCUCAUGCAACUUUGCCAAUGCAAUUCACUUCUCACCUGCAGGACCUACCAUAGUUCCAUCCUUGGUGCAUUUUGUAGCUGACACAGGCAGUCAUAUCAGAUAUUUGGGCUGGUGGAUUGGUGAUAUGGACAGACACACUAUAGACUAUACUAAAACCACCAAACUCAUUUCUUGUAUGACCUCAACCAGAUUUUGAAUUGGGGCUCCUACAUGUGAAAGACUAGCACUUUCACCUGCUGCACAGUCAACACAACCCAUCCAACACUAGUAUGUAGGAGUCUACUCGUGUUUGAAUAUGUAUUACAUGAUUUUCAUUCAUGAAAUACUUUUGAGGGGUUGUCAGGUAAUAGAGACUACACCCCAAUCAAGAUUCAUUUUUUAUUUCAAGGUUCAGUCAUCUUGGGAUUUUAAGGAAAUCAGGAGCCACCAGAAAUGCAUGAUGUAUAUAUUGUAGGAUAUUCGAAGACUAUGACAUGUUUUGUGUAGGAUAAAUACAUUUUAUGGCAUAUUCUGGUUUUAGAUUGGUUGUUCUGUUAAAUUAAAAUUGGUUGGUAGUAGGUAAAAUAAUUUGGUUUAAUGCCUAAAUUGGACAUAGCUAUAAAACAUUUUUAUAAUGUUCCUUUGAAGCUAAUUUUAGGUAAUGAGGACUUAUGGGUGGUUGAACCUAUUGUUUUUCUCUGUUUGCUUCUCAUCUUUACAGACUGUUUUCCUAGCUCAAAUUUUCUCACUUCCAUUGAACUUUCAGUGAAGAGAAGACUGUAUUCUGUGGUUAUUGAAUUCUGCAAUAAUAUGUCUAGAACCUUAAUCAUAAUUUUAUUAGGGAGACUUCACCAAUAUCGUGUGUGUCCCAUGUAAUAAUGGGUUGGCAUAUGGAUAAGUGCUUACAACAGCUUUCUCAUUUAUUGUAGAUGGGAACACAACAUCAUGCCACCCCCAGUGGAGUCAAAUGUAAACCUGAUGUACUUGAGUAAGAUCUUCAUGGAAGUCAGUGAAGUUGUAUACACUCACACCAGAUCUGAGUUUGUUCCACAGACUUUUAGCAUUGUAUUCAUGUGUAAUUAUUCCCAGUAUGAUGUUUACAGCAAAACAUAGUUGGAAUCAUAAGUAUAAGACGCUGUCAAGUCAGUUUUAAGUGCAAAAUGUAGAUUUUUUUUUCCAAACAGAGUUUUACCAAUCCUAAAGUUAAUAGAAAUGUUCACAUGAAACUUUUUUUUUUUAUUUUUUGUAAUUCCAAAAAAACAGGGAAGGCUCUAGAUUUGAACAUUCUACACUGUUCACUUCUCAGGCAAUGCAAGCCGUGUGCUGAUGCAUGAAAACCAGAAAGUGAGACUGUUUCUCUCUUGUCAUUCUCCAACUUGUUUGCUAUUUGCAGUCAUUCCACAGAAACUAGAUCUUUUUAAAAUUCUGUUUUAAUAAUUAAAUUAAAGGAAAUUAAUUGUUUAUUUUUAACCUGAUAGAGAUCUUUUUAUCAUAUUAUCAUAUUUAAUGUUAUAUUUUACAUUUCACCGAAAGUUGUAACUGACGGGAGUGCUGAGUUUAGAGUCUAACAGUUGAAGUUCUAAUGAUUGUUUAGAGUGGUUAAGAACAUAGCUAUCUUAUUAAUUAAUUCCAGUGAAAGCUAGUUUUAAUGGGGUGUCACAUGAAAAAUGACCCAUAAUUCAGUAUGGUUAGCAGUGCUGAAUGGAAGUCUGCAUGGUGCCCAUUGGACAAGUUCUUCUUUCAGCAUACUGUGCCAAGCAUUGGCAGGAUGAUAUAAUUGGGGUAGUUCGUAGAUGUUGCAGUUUAAAAAAAAGAAUAUCCAUAAAUAAACCUGAAAAACUAAACAUAGUGAUCUCUAGGGUAGACUUGCAGCUUAGUUUAAAGGAAUAUACUGAAAUGUUAUCGAAACCCUCUAAAAAGGGAUUCAGAGGAUGCCUAUAUUAAUAUUUCAUGGGUGAGAUCUUCCGCUGAAGUCAAGUAAUAGAGGAAUCCAGUGUAUGGUAUAAUAACGAAGACUUUUCAACAUAGCAAAAGCAUAUCCUGUUAGCUGAUCAGUAGAAGGAAUGAAAUGGUGUGUUAUACAAUCCCCUUGUGCUUUUCUAGUUAAUUUCUGACCCUAAGCAAUGUUUUAGUUACUUAGAGAUCUAGACAGAUAUCCAUUUACAAUUUUAUGUACUGUCUUGGUAUCUUUUAACAUUAUGUGCAUUUUACUGCAUGGGAAAGGAGGGAAAACUGCAUAGUGCUUUGUCAGAGUUAGAUCACAGAAGGUUUUUGUUAAAGUGCAUGCUUGGUCUGGCUAGUUAAUGUGAAUUACUUUUUUUACAGUAAUCUGAUACAAUGGUCUCUAGUAUAUUGUACAAUCAUAUAGCAAAUGUAUGAUAUGAUUACACAUGAGAUACAAUGGCUUUGAUGUUCUGAGUACAAAAUAUAAUUAUUUAUUAUUUACACCAUGAUUACAUGGUCAGCACAAUUAUAGAAGAAGAUACGAAGUUUUUGAGAUGAGCUCGGACAGAAUAAAAAUUUAAAAAACCCACUUUCUGAACACAAAUCUUAAAUAACUGUAAACAAACAGAAAAUAAAUGCAACUUCCAUAUAACUUUUGGGACCAAAGAUGAUUUUAGUGUUGAUAGAUACACUUAAAAUAAAAACUAAAUUAGAGAUUUGUUAGUCUAGGAAAAUGUUAUUUAUGAAUGUCAUGUAAGUUGGAGGGGAUGGAUUCAUUGGCCUUAUGAAAGAAAAUUAAAAUUCAUGUGCUGAUAUCCUACAGUAUGUACACAAUGAUUUGUUUUUUUCCAGACUGGAUUUUGUACUGUGGCAUAAUAAAAUAUCUGCAUCUUUCCAACAAAUUAAAAAAAACUAAUAACAAAAAUGCAGAUACUGAUAUUGGCCUCUAUAUAAAACAAUGGGGCAGAAAGUUUAACUUUUGUGAAACUUAUAUAGGAAACUCAUCUUAAAGUGCUUCCCCCUGUCAGAUUAUGGUUCUGCUUUACUACCGGUUAGUCUCACUUUGAACCGUUUGUUAAACAUAAAGGGACCACUUCCUUAGUCCACAAGAGAACUACUUUGCUUCACAAAGGGAUCCACAACAUUGUAAAUAGUGCUCAAAUUAAAACCAGACCAUUAAACCAUUUCUCAAUGAUGGGGAAAUGUGGUGCUUGAAAUUGUCUUAGGCAUCUGGGCAUUCUUUCCAAGGCAAAUCUUGUCCUCAGAUAUGCAGUUCCAAUGUAUUUCAGUGUGUAUGUGUAGCUGAGGGAAAAAAUUGCCAUAUUUGUGCACAUCCCAUAAGUAGGGCCCUAAGAAAUUCACGGUCCGUUCUGGUAAAUUUCAUGGCCGGAGGGUUUUAAAAUAGGUCAGUUUUACCUUUUCAGAUUUCAUGUCUGAAAUUUUAUGGUGUUGUAACCAUCGAGGUGGUGACUCAAAAUGAGACUUGGGGGGUCGCAAAGCUGUUGUAGGGGGGUCGUGGGAUUGUCACCCUCAUUUCCAUGCUGCCGUCAGAGCUGGUCUCCAUGGAGCUUCCUGCAACCAGGGGAGGUACCCAGAGGUGAGGCUGAUCUCUCCUCCUCCCUCUCCAGAGCUGCUAUGCAGGGGAAGAGCAUGUCCUGUCCCUCCCCAGACCAGCUGGGAUUAGCAGCUAGGAGCCCCUGGCUGAGGCGGUCCCAGAAGCAAGGGGAGAUCAGACCCACCUCCACCUCCAGGAACCUCCUCUGGCUGCAGGAAACUUGGUGACUGCUGUUUGGGCUCUGAAGGCAGCACAGCUACGGAUCUUUCUGCAGCCAGGGGAGGAAGUGGGUCUGUCUCCUCCUAAGAACAGCCGUGCAGGGGAAGAGGAAAUCCCGUCUCUCCUCAGCCUGGCAGACUAUCAGCAGGAGCCGGCUGAAUGGUAAGAGCCCCCCUACUGGUGCACCCCUAGGUCUGCACCUUUCCCUCCCCUCCAAUAGCUACAUUUCACUGGAAAGGUCUGAUUUCACGGUCUGUAACGUGUUUUUCACGGCUGUGAAUCUGGUAGGGCCCUACCCAUAAGAGAACAUGAAUGAAAUAGACAAAUAAUGGUAGCAGCUACACUGUGCAGACUUCUGGUUUUGUUUGUUUGUUUUUAAAUAGUUCUGUACACAGCUUUUUGUCAAUCCCAUUUUCAAUUUUGUCAGCCUCACUACUUGCUCAUCUUGUCACAUUCUCUGUAACUAUAGCAACAUGGAAACCACUCUGAACCAUAGAAAUAAUUUCACAAGAAACCUAGUAGGAACUGGGUUUUUGGUAAUUUACUUGCCUAGUAGCAAAGGUGGUUCUUCCUGCCUCCUAUUUGCUUUCCCCCCCAUGGAAAUCACCUAAUAAUUGCUAUGUUUCGCUAGGGAAGUUUUUGUACAUCCCUCUCCACCAAACUCAAUGAGGUUUGGCUCUGCGUUUGGGAAGAUGAGGGCAGGUUGUCCAGCACCUUCUCUUUAUUUAGUUAAGUAUUUCCCUUUGGGAUUAGUUUGGUGUUUUUUGCUCCCUUCUUCAGAAAUUUGGAAGCUGUGUGGUGUCCCCAAGUCCCCAGCUAGUUGUGUUUCUCCUGUAAAUCAUGUCUUCUGCCUGCAGCACUCGCACAGAGGUGAAAAGAAUGGAAGACCCUUUCCCUUGGCCAGAGAGGUAGCUGUGAGAUCUCAUGCCAGUGCUUCAGAGGACCCCAAGCUCUCUAGCACUUGAUGGUUCUGAAACAGUGGCCCUGGUCCCACAGUGUCUGUGCUGUCCAUCCAGUCCUUGUAGCCUUCUGAAUACAAGUUAUAACUUGGUUGGCUGUGGUAGCAAAGUUUAUUACUUUUUCCUUUCUUGGUGGUAGAUUGUCUGUUAGGCAAAGCCGUGAAUGACAUCAGAAAGGAACUUUAAAGAGCCUUAGCAUACCAUCAGGAUUGGCAGAUAAAGCCCUGUUUGAAAUUAACUUUCCAUUCACAAGGAAACUACUCUUCCUUUUAGGUUUCGUAUCACAUAGCUUAGUUCUGUAGCCUGUCACUUAGAAUGGUCUGGACCUUUUUUGUUCUCUCCGCUUGUGCCUGAUAGUUAAUUUUGGUGGGAAGUGGGAAGAGAUGGACAGCUGGCUAUCUCCAGUCUCCUCUGAAUCAGUGACUGUCUCAACUCUUCUUUCUAUGGACUGUUUCAUAAGAUAGAGAGCCUGGCAUGGUCCUGCCCUGUUACUGCAAGAUCCACUGGGUCUUACAAUACUCUCAUUCAGACUGCUAGAUAGAGCUCUGUGAUCUGGACUACAGUUUGAGAGUUGCUGUUCUAGACAACGGACCCAGGUAGUCCCUUGCAACUGGAUUGUAGAAUUAAUCGCUAAAGUUUUCAAUGAAAUGUCCAGUUUGGCCUCCUUAAACAAGUGAAGAUGUCCCCUUAUGCUACUUACCCCUGCUGUUACAUUGGGUUGAGGCAUACAGGCAGAGCAAGUGAUGCUUAAUGUACCCACGUCACAUCAAUUUGGCAAUACCUGCUUUGUUUUUCAACAAGGAAUCUUUUCCUGGUCUGAAAUCUCCCCACAUCUGUGCCUAGUGUCGUCUUUUCUGACUCUCUUUUUAAUAAACAUUUGUUCACCCAUUUCCUUUCUGGGGGUGGUAAUUAAUAUUACAGUGGUUCUGGAGAGCACCCGUCGCAAAAAGCCUGAGGCAGUCUGCAUUUCAAACACUAUUAAAAAUAGCAUCAACCAUCCUCCUUCAGAUGUGAUGUAAAGACUGAACAGCUUUCCAAGUCUAAAUAGCAUAAACAUAAGCUCUUAAUGCUGAAACCUCUAGAGCCAAAGGUCUUUGAUUGAUAUUUAGGACAAAUAAAUAGUCUGGUAGAAUCUAACCAUGAACCUAAGAAAAAUUUGUUAAUGCUUUUACAACUCUUUAUUUUCCAAGUGAUGUGUGAACAUUUAUAAUCCUCAGUGCCCUUGGGAAGGAGAAGGGAGGUGUUUUCUGCUUUUCACAGAAGAGGAGACAGAGAGACAGCGAGUCAAUGGUAGAAACAGGCUUGGAAAUCUGGAUUUUUUUGUUCCCAGCCUCUAGGUCACAUCCCAUCCCUAAUCAGGAAAUAAGAUACUAAAUCAGAGAGUGUCUGUGCUUGUGAACAGUAUACUGUAAAAUCUGUGUCAGAGCUAUGCUGUUACAUCAGCCAGUGUGGUUAUCGAACAGCCCAAUUAAAAGCCAGUAGUUGGUCAAAGGAGUCACUACAGAAUGCAAGUACUGCUUUCACCAGAAAGGUGAAUGUGCCCCGUCUGAGGCACCGAUCCUGCAAAGUUUUACACACUGAGUAGUCCCACUGAAAUCAAAGCUAUUUAGGUUGUGUAAAGUUGAGGAAGUGUGUAGGUCCCUGCAAGAUCAGAUACUAGCUAUGAGCCCCAUUCAUAAUGUGGUGGACUGCUGGGAUGGCCUUGGAGUCAACCAAGGAUCAGACACAUUAUGCGGAGAUAGAAGGUUGUUUUUUAACUAUUGUGUUUAAACCUAUUUUAGGCCUAAUGGUCAUAAAAAUAUCAUUUUGAAAGGAAACUGAAAUAUGUACGAAAAUAGCAGAAUGCUGUAAUGUUUGUCAAGUAAGGAUCUGGAAAGAAAUUAUAUUUGAAAACUGCUAAUAAAAGUGGUAGAGUGUUCUUCCUUUCAGUAGGGCAAAUUACCAAGGCUCAGAAGCAGGAUUAAGUUAAAUUGCUCUUUACAAACUAUUUCUCCUUAUUCAAGAAUUAGCUGGAUACGUCACUAGAAUUUUUCUCAUUAGCACUGUCUUUACUAUCGCCAUAGUACCCAUCAUCCAUUCACAGGAGCAGAGAGGUUUCAAAUUGGCUGGGAGAGUAGGAGGAUACAGUCUGGCCCUAACGUUUUUUUUGUGUGUGUAAAGUUAAAAGAAAAAAAAUCUUUGACCCUUGUGUACCCAUUGAUGUUUCUGAAAUACACUUUUAAAAGAAAAUCUGCUCAGGCUGUGAUUUAUAAUAAUCUUUGAUUUAGAGUAGAUGACACUGGUCAAUUUUGUUUAGGGACAUGCAGGCUUCAAAAAUGUUCUUAUUUAUGCUUCUAAGUGAAAGUCACCCAUUUCUUUCCAAAAAUGUGAUGAAGUACAUCUUGCGCUGGCAUACACUAUCGUUACCUAUUCACAAUCCCACCGGACUCAUUCAGCUCUGCUGGAUGAAUGACCUAGUGAAAAUGUGUGUCCUAGUAGCUAUGGGCUAAUAAAUAUUUUUUGUAUAACUAGUCACAGGUGUUCCUUUUUAAAUUAUACUUGGCAAAGAAAAUAUUUAAUUUUGUUUUUAUAUACAAUAUACCUAGUUAACCUUGAUUGACAUAUUUAUAACAUAGAGCUUUGAACUUACUAUGAAGGUUUUCAGUCCCAUGGAUUUCAUGAGCUAAGUAAAAGCUAAUUAACAUAUAGUGAAGGAUAUGGAAAUUGUCAUAAAUUCAUAAUGAAGACUUAAAAACAUUUAAAAAGGCAGUGUCCAGAUCUUGUAAACAGGUUUUUGGGGUUUGGUUGGGGCUGGUCCUACAACUAUAUUAAUAACCUCUGGAUGUGAAAUAUUGAGGGAACAGGAUGAAAUAUAAAUAUCUGCUUCUUUUGACUUGCAAGGACCCGAUGAGUAUCCAGAACAUAGUACAUUUCAGGGUGUCGGUUUUUUUGACAAAUGUCUUAACAGACAUAUUUAGUUGAAAGCUUCCAUUUGAAAGGAAAUAUCUAUAACUAGUUUGACUUAGUAUUUUUAGUAAUCUUUUAAUCCUAAAAGUAAAAUAGUCUAAAUACUUUAGCAAUGCUAUAUUGUUCCUGAAGUCUAUAGGUUUAAAGUGGUUCAGGCUAGCAGCCUGGUAUUUUGAAAAUUUGCUACCUUCAAUUUUCUACUUUUUAUACUUUAGAUCUUGAAUGUUUACUGGUUCCUAGCAAUUGGAUAUUGUGGAGGGAUAGUGCAUCUUAUCACUACUAUUCAUGCAGCUUUAAAUCACAUUGCAGACCUAUAGUGAGACUAAUACUUUUUAUUUGUAUUGUAAUCAAGUUAAUGCAUUUUAAAAUAAUUCCUAUAUUUAAAAUACAACACUUAGGACAUCCUAGAAUGAAUGAUAUAGCUACUUGAAAGGUGUUCUGUUGGCCAGGUUUCUCCUCUUCUACAUUAGUGUCCAUUGAAACUGUUUGUAUAUGUUGACAUUUGUAAGGGUUCAGGAACCCAGAAUAAAAUAGUAAAGUAUGUA
Messenger RNA from Gopherus flavomarginatus (Mexican gopher tortoise), 9653 nucleotides. It is a transcript of the gene CMTM4, whose product is annotated as CKLF like MARVEL transmembrane domain containing 4. The transcript has 4 exons. The coding region runs from base 376 to 1011 and encodes 211 amino acids. Gene Ontology annotation, cellular component: membrane. The record is from RefSeq and is a predicted model, not a curated record. NCBI's taxonomy places the organism in Eukaryota, Metazoa, Chordata, Testudines, Testudinidae.